This is a messenger RNA of Astyanax mexicanus (Mexican tetra), 1514 nucleotides long. It is a transcript of the gene bcl2l10, whose product is annotated as BCL2 like 10. Gene Ontology annotation, biological process: regulation of apoptotic process; intrinsic apoptotic signaling pathway in response to DNA damage; extrinsic apoptotic signaling pathway in absence of ligand. The coding region runs from base 111 to 641 and encodes 176 amino acids. The record is from RefSeq and is a predicted model, not a curated record. Gene Ontology annotation, molecular function: protein heterodimerization activity; protein homodimerization activity. The transcript is spliced from 3 exons. NCBI's taxonomy places the organism in Eukaryota, Metazoa, Chordata, Actinopteri, Characiformes, Acestrorhamphidae. Gene Ontology annotation, cellular component: mitochondrial outer membrane.
GAGAGUGGGCGGAGCCUCUGCAGCUGCAAAGGGCCGCCGCUGCUGCUACUCUAUUAUCCACGGACUGACCACCAGCCUGAGCGGAGCAGCCGGACACCGGGGGGAAGAAAAUGUCCUGUUGGUUAAGGAAUGAGACUCUGGCGCUGGCGGAGGACUACAUCCGCUUCUGCACCGGGGACCAACGGACGCCCCCCAGCGAGUCGGCCGAGGCCAUGCGCCGCCUGGCCAAAGAGAUGGAGCGGCAACACCAUUCUAAAUUCCACUCGCUGUCCCAGAGCUUCCUGACGGCCUGCGGCGCAGACCCCAGCGCGUGCCUCCGGAGCGUCAUGGCCGUGCUGGUGGAGGACGGGAAGCUGAACUGGGGCAGAGUUGUGUCGCUGUUUACAUUCACAGGCGUUCUGGCCACUGAACUAUUCUCUAGAGGAGACGGGCCGGAGUGCUGCAGCAGGUUAGCAGAGACUAUAGCUGACUACCUGGGAGCAGAGAACAAAGAAUGGCUGCUGGAAAAUGAAGGCUGGGAGGGAUUCUGUAAGUUCGUCCGCAGAGCGGGACAUCUAGGUCAAGAUUCCUCCAUGAAAACAGCACUGUUUGCUGCAGCAGGAGUCGGGAUAGCUGGACUGACCUUUCUCCUCGUGCGCUGACCUCCUUAUUUAUUCAUAUAAAUAUAUAUUUUUGUCUUCCUUCCUCUUGCCUUUAUUUCUUUCUUUUAGCCAUUUAAUUUCAUUUUCCUCUUUUGUCCUGUUUCCUUGUUUUCUAUCCUGUUUAUGGAGAUGGACUAAAAUAUCUUUGAGGAAUUUUUUUUUUUUCUCCAGUUUUUGGUUACUUAGUAAACCAAGGACUCAGUUGAAUGUUAUGCACAUUGGUGCCACUAGUCAAUCAUAUUCACUCUUUCUAUUUCUCUCUCUCUCUCUCUCUCUCUCUCUCUCUCUCUAUCUGUCUGUGCAUAUCUUUUGUGCUUUUUUUUAUUUUAAAAAUGCUUCUAGGUAGUCAUAUUUGUCAUUAUUUCCUUUUAAUGUAGAUAGUAACAGUAAAAAUUGUGGCUUUCUGAGAGAAGACACAAACACAGGUUUAAAACAUGAUUACUUUUCUUUGAUUAGAGCUGAUACUCUUUGUUUCUUAUUAUUUUGAGUGGGAAGGGAGGUGCUGCGAAGAGUCUAAUUCAUUCAUCAAUAAUAAAGAUCUGUGGUGAAAUUAAUAUAUUAUAUUUAUAUGAAUAAAAAGUAAACAGCAGCCAGAAGCAUUUGAUUUACUGUAUUUUAGUGUGUAUUCGUUUACAUUGAUAUCUGAUUUUUUUUUUUUUUUUUUUUUUGCUUUUGUUGUGAAGGUGCUAAUCUGUGUUUCCAGUCUUUAUGUAAUUUUCCAAUUAGUGACCAACUUAAUUUGUAAAAUUGUAUUUAUUUUCCUUUUAAAGAACAAAUUGUAACUAUUAUUAGCAAUUAUCCUACAUUUCACAAAGCAUAUUUUUGAAUCUUUUUAUUUAUUUAACUCUUUUAAUAAAAUGUUUUCAUAAAAGA